GCGAGCAGAAAGUGUUUUUAUUCUUGUCUGCUUGAUGUAUGCGAUAUCUUGGUUUUGACAGGUAGCAGUGCAUAGCCAGAUACCCGUCAAGAAGAACUUAGGUGUACCCUUCUGUGAAGUAACAAACUCUACCUUUCGAAGUCAAGCCAUAUUGCCAUACUGACCUAUGAUGAUGAUUGGAAGUUUAACGUCGGCUUCUGGCUGUAGCCAAUGUCGCCGUUGGGCAUGAGUGUGUCAGGCAACAGGAGGUACACGUAGCCGGAACGCAGGACGAUGGUGAAGCAGGUGGGGCUGCUGUCCGCGGGCUGCCAGCCCUGGAACCACGACGUCUGUGACUCCAGCCAUGACCGCUUUGCUUACUGCGCUACCUUGGCGAUAUAUGUCUACCAGCUUGACAGACGAUUCAAUGAAUUCAAGCUGGUAUCGAUUAUGUCGGAACACAAGAAGACCAUCACGGCCUUCAGUUGGAACCCACGCAACCCAGACAUCUUCAUCAGCUCAAGCGCUGACCACAAGCUCAUCGUCUGGAACAUUGCAGAACAGAGAGUUAUAUCAUUGUUGUCAAAUACCAAAGAGGCCCCUUGCUCAGUAGGCUGGUGUCCGUAUGAUACAGAUGUAAUUUCCUUCAUUUCAUCUCGAGGGCCUAUGUACUCCUGGAACUACAAGUCGAACAAGGUGACGGUGGUCAAGGAGGCUCAGAGCUUCAACAGUGAUGUGUGUCAGCUGCGAUGGCACCCCAAGAGUCUGGGCAAAGUGGUGUUUGGUCAUGUGGAUGGGAGCAUAUCAGUUUGUAACAUAGGUUCCAAAGGUAAGAAGCAUGUGUUCCGGCCUGAUGACAUGGAGGAUUCAGAGGAAGUGGAUCCUGUCACCUCCCUUGAGUGGGACCCCUUGUCCGCAGAGUACUUGCUGAUGGCUAACCUCCACUACGGGGUGCGGCUGGUGGACACACAAUCCCUGGUGGUCAUCAUGAUGUUCCAGCUCCCUAGUGCUGCAGCUCAUAUUCAGACUCUAUCCUGGGUCAGUGGGGCACCUGGCAUGUUCCUUACAGGGGAUUCCCAUCAUGGCACAUUACGGAUAUGGAAUGUCUCAAAAAGCACACCAAUUGAAAACGUCCGCUUGAAGAAAACAGGGUUCCAUGCCCUACAGGUAGUCUACAACCCUUACACAGAAACAAGAGAAGAGAAUUCGUCAUCACGAGAAAAGUUUAUAUCAUCAACCAGUCAGGCUAUGGCUCCGUCCAAAACCACCCAGUCUAACUUUGCCCUGCCCCCAGCCAAGCUGGUCUGUACAUUCAAAGAUGGUGGGGUCGGUUUGUAUGACCUGGGCAGGCGGAAGUGGAACUUCUUAAGAGAUCAGGGACAUAUGGAGACCAUAUUUGACUGCAAGUUUAAACCGGAUGAUCCGGACAUGUUGGCCACUGCAAGUUUUGACGGAACAAUCAAAGUGUGGGAUAUCAAUACAAUGAAAGCUGUGUUCUCAUCAGUGGGUAACGAGGGUGUGAUAUAUCAUAUAUCAUGGGCCCCUGGAAACCUGGACUGUAUAGCAGCAUGUACUUCCAAGAAUGGUGUGUUCAUAUGGGACAUCCGGAAAGGAAAAGUCAUCAAGAGAUUCAAUGAGCAUGGGAAGAGCAGUGUGUACUCGGUUUCCUGGAGCCAGAAGGACUCCAAGAGGAUCAUGUCUUGUGGCGCUGAUGGAUAUUGCAUCGUGCGGCAAGUGGAUGGUCAAUUGGUCCAGAAGUAUAGACAUCCUGGGGCUGUGUUUGGUGGAGACUGGAGUCCUAACAACAAAGAUAUCCUGGCCACGGGUUGUGAAGACAAGUGUGUGAGAGUGUACUACCUGGCCACCAGCAGCGACCAGCCACUUCGGGUCUUCACAGGACAUACAGCUAAGGUGUUCCAUGUGCGAUGGUCACCGCUGAGAGAGGGAAUUCUAUGCAGUGGAUCAGAUGACGGCACGAUACGAGUGUGGGACUACACGCAGGAGCAGUGCAUCAACGUCCUGUGUGGACACACCGACCCUAUCCGAGGUCUACUCUGGAACACAGAGAUACCAUACAUGUUGAUCUCUGGCAGCUGGGACUACUCAAUACGGAUCUGGGACACCCGAGACGGAGCCUGUAUAGACACCGUGCUGGACCAUGGAGCUGAUGUGUAUGGUCUGACUUGUCAUCCGGAGCGGCCUUUUUUGCUAGCUUCCUGUUCAAGGGAUUCCACAGUGAGGCUCUGGUCCUUGACCUCUCUCAUUCAGCCAAUAGAAUUACACAUUCUAGCAGGAAAGCCAAUCAGUGAUGUUGUUGGAGUUUCAGACUCCGCCAUGUCGCUGGGAACAUCGCCCAUGUUGGCUGGGAGGGAAUCGAAGGAGCUGAGGCAGCGGAUAGAAAACAUGCCAGGGAAGGCUAUAGCCAAUCAGAUCAAGUUCUUCUCCAAGUUCUUUGCUCAACCAACCGGUACCAACAACCUGUGGGAGUUGGUGUCUGUUGUGAUGGGGGCCGACAACGCACUGCUGUCUCCGGAAUACAAGACAGGGAUCAUGCACAGCAAACAUCUCACCAUGUACAAAGCGUCUGAAGCCCAGGAGCUGGAGAUGGUGAAGAUGUCUCGGCAUGGCAGCGGUAUCGGGGCCCCCAGCAAGGAGGAGUCUCUGAGGGAGGCAGCAGCCGUCCACAUCAAGCUGGGCAACAUCCAGCGCUACUGUGAACUCAUGGUGGAGGUGGGCGAGUGGCACAAAGCUCUAAUUGUGGCUCCCGGUGUUUCAAUGGCGUACUGGAAAUCUCUGUCUGGAAGAUAUGCACAGUCUCUGAUGACUGAAGAGAAGGAUGACGCUAUCCCAUUGCUGGUAGCCACCAGUAACAGCGAUUCCCUUGUAGACUACUUGUCAUCUCAAGGACAGAUGAUUGAUGCAUUACUGACUGCCCAGGCAGCCUGGGAGGGUUUCUACCCACAACAUGUACGGGCGUCAGCAGCGCCUAGCUCUGCUGUCAACGGGUGUGACUCACCCACAGAGGAUCAGCUCAGCCUGGUUCGCCAUGCCACCACCCAGCUAGCCAAGUGGUACUACAACAACGGUCUUCCAAUCCUGGCGGCAUGCUGUCAUAUGGCUGUAGAUGACUGCCAGAGCACCAUGUCAAAACUUAUUCAAGGCAACGAACUAGAACUUGCAGUAGGAGUAGGCACGGUCCUCCAGUCAACACCGCAGCACCUCUCUAUAGCCACGGAGCUUCUCUCUCGGCGAUGUGAGGCGCUGGGGAAAUGGUAUGUAGAAAAAUACAUGCUAAAAUGUUAG
Molecule: messenger RNA, 3282 nt
Organism: Haliotis rubra (blacklip abalone)
Lineage: Eukaryota; Metazoa; Mollusca; Gastropoda; Lepetellida; Haliotidae
Product: WD repeat-containing protein 17-like
Molecular function (GO): protein binding
Source: RefSeq, a predicted model, not a curated record